AUGACUGGCGACAAGAUGGACGUUGAGAUUGCCGAGCAGCGCAUGAAGUCGCUCGAGCACAGCGAGCAGCACUACUUUAAGAGCUAUGACCACCAUGGCAUCCACGAGGAAAUGCUGAAAGAUGAGGUCCGCACUCGAUCCUACAUGAAUGCUAUUAUGCAAAACAAGCACCUGUUCAAGGACAAGGUGGUUCUCGAUGUCGGCUGUGGCACCGCCAUUCUCUCCAUGUUUGCUGCCAAGGCCGGCGCCAAGCACGUCAUUGGCGUCGACAUGUCGUCCAUCAUCUUCAAGGCCCGCGAGAUUGUCAAGACCAACGGCCUCUCCGACAAGAUCACCCUGAUCCAGGGCAAGAUGGAGGAGAUUGAGAUGCCCUUCCCCAAGGUCGACAUCAUCAUCUCUGAGUGGAUGGGCUAUUUCUUGUUGUACGAGAGCAUGUUGGACACGGUCCUGUAUGCUCGCGACACCUAUCUCGAGAAGGACGGCCUCAUCUUCCCCGACAAGGCCACCAUUUUCUUUGCCGGCAUCGAAGAUGGUGACUACAAGGAGGAAAAGAUUGGAUUCUGGGACAAUGUCUACGGCUUCGACUACACCCCGCUCAAGGAAACCGCCCUCUCCGAGCCCCUCGUCGACACAGUCGAGCUCAAGACUGUCGUCACCGAUCCCACGCCCGUCCUCACUCUUGACCUCUACACCUGCACCGUGGCCGACCUCGCCUUUGCCACGCCCUUCAAGCUCGCCAUCAAGCGCGACGACUUCGUUCACGCCCUCGUGUCCUGGUUCGACAUCGACUUCACCGCAUGCCACAAGCCCAUCCGCUUCUCUACCGGUCCCCACACCAAAUACACCCACUGGAAACAGACAGUCUUUUACUUCAAGGACGUGCUGACGGUCCAGGACGGCGAGGAGAUUGCAUGCCAUCUGCAGGUCAAGCCCAACGCCAAGAACCGCCGAGAUCUGGACAUUGAUCUCCAGUACGAGUUCCAACCGGAGGACUCUACCCGAUCAUCUUCUGGGCAAUGCUCGUUCCACAUGUGCUAG
This is a messenger RNA of Metarhizium brunneum ARSEF 3297, 1038 nucleotides long. RefSeq names its product Protein arginine N-methyltransferase 1 (gene rmt1). Gene Ontology annotation, biological process: peptidyl-arginine methylation. NCBI's taxonomy places the organism in Eukaryota, Fungi, Ascomycota, Sordariomycetes, Hypocreales, Clavicipitaceae. Gene Ontology annotation, molecular function: protein-arginine N-methyltransferase activity. Gene Ontology annotation, cellular component: nucleus. The record is from RefSeq and is a predicted model, not a curated record.